CUGAUUUACCUUUUCCAUUAAAAAAAAAUAGAUUUCAAUUUGUUCCUCUUUAUGUGGGGGGAUCCUGUGAUUUUCUAGAACCUAUUCCCAAAAUUAGAGCAUGUAGAUUACAAUAAUCAAUGAAUAGUUUAUAGCACUUGUAAAGCUCAGGUAUUAAUUAGGAAAUUGUAAUCGAAUUUGUAAUAAAUUAGUUGUGUCCAGUCAUUGUCGUCGCAGGCAAUUUGUCAAAAUGGCAGCCACUAAAAGACUACAAAAAGAAUUAGUAGAUAUUAGAAAUUCAGGAUUAAAGUCAUUCCGUGAUAUUCAUGUCGACGAGACGAACAUCUUAACUUGGCAGGGCCUUAUUGUACCCGACAAUCCACCUUACAAUAAAGGCGCGUUCAAAAUUGAAAUCAACUUUCCGGCGGAGUACCCGUUCAAACCGCCUAAAAUCAACUUCAAAACGAAGAUAUAUCAUCCGAACAUCGACGAGAAGGGUCAGGUGUGCUUGCCGAUUAUUAGCGCCGAGAAUUGGAAACCGGCGACGAGAACGGACCAAGUGAUCCAAGCGUUGGUAGCUUUAGUUAACGAACCCGAGCCCGAGCAUCCUCUACGCGCGGACUUGGCCGAGGAGUAUUUAAAGGAUAAGAAGAAGUUUACUAAAAACGCCGAAGAGUUUACAAAGAAACACAGUGAGAAAAGGCCUGCCGAAUAAAACUUACUUUUUAGUGUUAAUGAUUAGUGAUACUCCACUUGCGCGGGCGAAUUUCUUGUCUUAUUAAAAAGUACGCAGUUGCGGUUUAGUUCUCUUACUUAUGUAAAUAAGUGAAUUGUUUGCUUUCUCACUAAUUUUCAGCCUAAUUUACUCUUUUUAGAAACUGUGGAGGUCCGUGUUGACUAUGUUCUUUCACAAAUGUGUUGUAGUAAUUAAAAUACACUAUAUGAACUGCU
Molecule: messenger RNA, 930 nt
Organism: Photinus pyralis (common eastern firefly)
Lineage: Eukaryota; Metazoa; Arthropoda; Insecta; Coleoptera; Lampyridae
Gene: Ubc10
Product: ubiquitin-conjugating enzyme E2 L3
Exons: 3
Coding region: 230-694 (154 amino acids)
Source: RefSeq, a predicted model, not a curated record